Molecule: messenger RNA, 1897 nt
Organism: Nerophis ophidion (straightnose pipefish)
Lineage: Eukaryota; Metazoa; Chordata; Actinopteri; Syngnathiformes; Syngnathidae
Product: nucleoporin NUP42-like
Exons: 7
Coding region: 71-1309 (412 amino acids)
Cellular component (GO): nuclear envelope
Molecular function (GO): metal ion binding; nuclear export signal receptor activity
Source: RefSeq, a predicted model, not a curated record
GUCAUUAUCCUACGACUCUAUGCUGUUCAAACGUGAACCGAAGGAGACGGAGUGAGCUGCUUGUAACAACAUGACUGUGUGUCACUUCUUUCUCCAGGGACGUUGUCGUUAUGGCAAUUCAUGCUGGAACGAACACCCGGGAGGUGGUGGUGGUGGUGGAGGAAGAGGAAGCGGAUACAACAGCCCCUCGUCUCCGCCGCAGUCCAGAGGAGGUGGAGGCUUUGGGAACAAGGUUUGGGUGAAUCCGGCUCAACAAAAGGGAGGCUUCGGCCAGCCGGCGUCCUCCCGUGGGACUGAUCAGUGGGGUGGGAGAGGACAAGACGAGAAGAGCUUCUCUUCGCACAACAGAUUCUCCACACUCGCCGACCACAAUGACUAUGAGCGGGGAGGAAGAGGAAAAGGAGGACCAAGUGAAGACGAUGAGCAAAAACUGGAGAUCAUUCAGAGCGACAUGGCCGUUUGGGAGAGCUCAGGCCAGUGGGGCUUCUCGUGUUACAGCGCCUCCAAGGCGUCACUAUCUGGCUUUGCAGACCUUUCUCCAGAGGAACUGAGGCUCGAGUAUUACUCCUCCAAAGGAUCAGGAGACCUGAAGAGUUAUCUCAAUGGAAUCAAUCAGUUGCUCAACCAGUGGAGAAACAGAGUCCAGGAGCUGAAGAUAAUGAAUCCAUCGACUCGUGCAGCUUUGCUUGCAGAACUAAAAAAUCCAGCGCCUCAAUUGUCGGCUAGUGGAUUCGGCUCAGCACCAACUGGAUUCGGGUCCUCCGCCUUAAAUUUUGGUAGUAAAGGGUUCGGGGCACCAGCAGCCCAGGCCAGUACCUUCAGUUUCACAUCUCCAGCGGCAGCAGCAUCCUCUCCUGGUUUCGGCAGCGCCAUCCCGGCUCCGACACAACCCCCCUCUGGGUUCGGCAGCGCCAUCCCGGCUCCGACACAACCUCCCUCUGGGUUCGGCUCCUCCUUCGCCGCAGGUUCUGCUGCCCCGGCGGCGUCGUCCUUCUCCUUCGCUUGCCCGUCCGGCAACAAACCCGCAGCUUCGUCUUUAGGAUUCGGCUCGGCCGCCGGUUUCAGCUUCUCCUCCGCUGCAGCCGCUGACAACAAAGCGGCGUUUGGAGGCGGUUUCGGGUCCGGCCCGUCCGCGGGAAGCUUGUUCGGACAGACGCGGGCCCCCCCAGCAGCAGCCGGAGCCUCGGACGGGCUGUUCUCCCCUGAGAGCGAUCUGACCCAAGAGGAGCUGGGCCAGUUCAAGGCUCAGAGGUUCACUCUGGGCCAGGUCCCUCUGAAGCCGCCUCCCGCUACAAUGCUUCAGGUUUGAUGCGCUCAUGAAUUAUUCAUGCAGCUAUUAAAAAAAAAAAAAGUCCACUUUCAUGGUGAAAAAUAGCAAGACACACAGACUGCACAUCUUUUUGCAUUUUUAGUGUCUUUUUAAAUACCCAAAUGAUUCAUAUCCUGGCCAAAUUUUAGCUUUUCACAUCCAAAUACAAGUAGUAAAACAUUUUUUAUUUUUUAUUUUAACUUUUCAAGUCUCAGCAGUUAACAUCUUUUAAUAGUAAAUAAGUUAAUUACUGCAAAACAGGCCACAUUUUUCCGCCAUUUAAAAAUUAUUCCUAUCUCGAAUGUUCAGGCUCAUUUAAGCCUUUUUUGCACUAUUCUAAAUGAUUUUGGAAGCUUCUAGGAUGGCCCUAAACCUCCAUAAAAUAAUAACAGUAGAUAGUUGGCCUGUGUUGAAAUGUGAAAAUUUAACACCGAGCACGACCACAAGUUUGGCUCACUGUUUGCUGUAUUGUCUGUAAUUGUUUUAAGGACAUUUGAAAUGUAUAUUUUGCUAACACCGAUCAUAUGCUCACAUUGUGCCGUGUACAUAUAUAUUUUUAGAAAACUUAAGUAAAGCAGUGUGCCACUA